Messenger RNA from Thermochaetoides thermophila DSM 1495, 1158 nucleotides. RefSeq lists its product as uncharacterized. NCBI's taxonomy places the organism in Eukaryota, Fungi, Ascomycota, Sordariomycetes, Sordariales, Chaetomiaceae. The record is from RefSeq and is a predicted model, not a curated record. The transcript is spliced from 2 exons. Gene Ontology annotation, biological process: protein sumoylation. The coding region runs from base 1 to 1158 and encodes 385 amino acids. Gene Ontology annotation, molecular function: SUMO activating enzyme activity. Gene Ontology annotation, cellular component: SUMO activating enzyme complex; cytoplasm.
AUGGCACAAGAAACCAACGGUUUUUCCUCCACGCCGACUAACGGGAUCAGCCGCGAUGAGAUUGCCCUCUAUGACCGGCAAAUCCGACUCUGGGGCAUGAAGGCCCAAGAAAAGAUCCGGAAUGCGAACGUCCUUCUGAUUACCAUCCGAGCCCUGGGCAACGAGAUUGCAAAAAAUCUUGUCCUAGCCGGCAUUGGCUCACUCACCAUCGUCGAUUCGGCUCCCAUCACCGAGGCCGACUUUGGCGCCCAGUUCUUCCUCUCUUCCGAGGAUACACCCAUCGGGACUAAUCGCGCUGUUGCCGCCAAGGAUAAUGUCCAGCGCCUGAACCCCCGCGUUCGCAUCACCGUUGACACGGAAGACAUCCGCACCAAGUCCCCUGACUUCUUCGAACCUUUCAACAUCAUCAUCGCAAGUGACCUAGACCCCACAACUCUUACCCAAGUCAACUCUGCCGCCCGUCAAUACAACCGCCCCUUUUACGUCGCCGCCAGCCACGGCAUGUACGGUUACCUCUUCGCCGACCUCAUCGACCACACCUACGUCAUCACCCGCGCCAAAUCCAACGUCACAACCCCCUUGGGCGCCGAAACCCGCACGCGCAGCGUGCUCUCCGUCCAGCCCAAGCCCGGCGACGAGAAAACGACCGAGCUUGUCACCAAGCGCGAGCUCUAUUCCCCCUGGUCCCUAGCCACCUCCCGCCAUGGUGAACUACCCCCAGACAUCCUCCGCUCCCCCCGCCGUCGCAGAGCCGUUACCCCUUUGCUAAGCUGCUUUUUCGCUCUGUGGGAAUUCCCAUCCCAUACAGAUCACGUCUUGCCCGAUGCCAACUCCCGCGACGACCUUGCCCUCUUCACGCGGCUUUGCACAGAGCAACAUAAGCGCCUCGGCCUACCAGCGGACACACUACGGAGCGAAGUCAUUCGAGCGUUCCUGCAGAAUAUAGGGUCGGAGAUUGCGCCCGUGACUGCCGUGCUGGGCGGACAGCUUGCGCAGGAUGUUAUUAAUGUGCUGGGGCAGACGCAGCAGCCGGUGCAGAAUCUGGUAGUAUUUGAUGGUGACGCGAUGGAGGCGAGUCAGUUUGCGUUGCAUCCGAAGGAAGGGGAGUUGGGGAAGGGGAUGGAGGGUGUUGAGGCUGCUGCGGCCGUAGUAGCGUAG